AUGGCCUCCCCCGCAGCGCGAGUGCUGCUGCUAGCAGCAGUUGCAAGCGCUGCUCAACUACCGCGGAUUCACCCCACUGCGGCAUCCUCGUUGGGUGAGGGCACAUGGUGGGCCAAGGUGGGCGAUCACCUCGUGCACACUCCUGGCACGGAGAGUGGCCUUAGCUCCAACGUGGGGGAUUACUACUACGCAUAUGGCUCGCAUGGGGCACUGACAGAGGAGCUCCACGAGAAGCGCGUGGGUGGUGCUGGGCGCCUGCACAUCUUCCACCUCCCAGAGGGAAAGGAUUCUUUGGCCACGCAGCUGCCAAAGGUGGCAGGACGCCGGGAUUCUGUUAGCGCUCUUGUACAGCUGAACCAUAAGGAUGUGCUGUCAGAUGCGCGGCUUUUCCCGACGUACUCCUUGUCGGAGGAGUACACCUCUGGUCUGUCGCCAGCAGGCGAGCGGCUGGAGAAAAAGGUGGUCGACUCCAUAACGCCAAGCUCAACCAUGAGCCAGCUGAAGGAGCUGGUGGCGCUUGGCGAUGGAGCCACGCAAACACGGAGCUACUCCAAUCCUGCAGCGUCUGCUAACGCAGUCAGCUUUCUGGAAAGGAAGUUCAAGGAGAUGGGCUACUCUGUGUGCAAGCAGCAGUUUGGAGAGCAGACAUCUGUCAUCGCUAGCCUUCAGGGUAGCGAUGCCGCGGCGGGCUCGGUGACCCUAGGGGGCCACUACGACUCCCGCCCCUUCGAGGGCCUGGCGCCUGGCGCAGUCGACAAUGGAAGUGGCGCUUCGGCAGUGCUGUCUAUUGCAAAGGCGCUAGCUGAUGCCCAGGUUUUGCCAGAGCACUGGAAGAAAGCGCUGCGUGCAGAAGCGCUCGACUGGGACGAGCGAGAAUGUGAUUUGUGGUUUUACACAGAUGGCGAUUUCCACCCUAGAGAACCGGCAGCUGGCAAUUGGCAGUACGUUCGUGCAAAAGAAGGCCAGCCAGGCCGAGUUUCCGUGGUGACCGUCACAAUGGGCGACAGGCAGCGAUUUCACGAACUGCUGUUCUGGAACUUUCAGUGUCAAGUCUGGGACGAUAAGGAGCUGAUUGUCGUUGAGACCUACGAAGACGAGCCAAGUUCCUUCCUCUCUGGCAAGGCCGCAUGGACUAGCAACAUGAAGGUCAUUAGUUUGCAGCGACUUCCUGGCGAUGACCUGUCCAUAGGCGUAAAGAGGAAUAUUGGCAUUCAUGCUGCGAGCGGCGAGCUCGUGGCCCAUCUCGAUGAUGACGACCUCUAUGCACCAGGAUAUUUGGCCUUCAUGGCGACGAGGAUGAGCCACUUCGAGGGUGCUGCCGCUCUGAAGCUCUCAAGUUGGUAUGUUGGGAAUGCAGAGGCCGGUGCCUUUGGAUUUUGUGAUGCCGCUCGACUGGGGCGGAAACGUCACCUGAGCAGAAAAACGCCGAUUGUCAAGACAGGGCUGUAUUCGUUUGGCUUCACCUUGAUCUACAACAGGGAAGUUGCCUUGAAGCAUCCAUUUCCCGCCCAGAACCUUGGAGAAGACUACGAAUGGUGCACGCAGCUCAUGGACAAGCUUGGUGCGCGCAGUGUCGCGUUGCUGCCUGAUGAGUUUGGCGUUUGCCUGCAUGUUCAGCAUGGUGAAAACGUGUCAGACGUGGACCCUUUCGUCUACACAGAAGUACCCUUGAAAGAGAUCCGCACUCUUCGAGUGGUUGACUCUCCAGGAUUUCCAAGCUUCGUCAAGCUGGCAGAGCUGGUGGCUCGCGUUGAUGAAGCCCGUAAAGGAGGUGAACUUCCUCCAAAGCUGGCCAAAGAAGCUCGGGAAGCUGGCCUCAUCAGUGACAACGAUGACGCGGAGGGCGAGAUCAUGUGA
Molecule: messenger RNA, 1857 nt
Organism: Symbiodinium pilosum
Lineage: Eukaryota; Dinophyceae; Suessiales; Symbiodiniaceae
Source: the annotation of a GenBank genome assembly